AAUCACCACUCCAAAAAAAAUCUAAACUAAUCCCUUUUAUUAAACUCUUUCCUCAAUAAUUUAAUCAGCCACCUACAAAUACCCCCACAAACAUCCUACCCUUUGGAGCAGAUCCUCUGGUUGUCGGAGCCUCAUCAAUCUCACUCAUUCUCACUCGCUCCUUGCCCACGACGCGCACGGCCACGCCGCCAUGGCCGCGGCCGCGCUGCUCCUCCUCGCCGCGGCCGCCGCCGCCGUCGUGGUUGCCAUGGCGCUCAGAUGGCUCCUCCUCCUCGGGGGCCCCGCCGCCGGGAGGCUGGGGAAGAGGGCGCGGAUGCCGCCGGGGAGCACGGGCCUGCCUCUGAUUGGCGAGACGCUGCGGCUCAUCUCGGCGUACAAGACGCCCAACCCGGAGCCGUUCAUCGACGAGCGCGUGGCGCGCCACGGCGGCGUGUUCACCACCCACGUCUUCGGCGAGCGCACCGUGUUCUCCGCCGACCCGGCCUUCAACCGCCUCCUCCUCGCCGCCGAGGGCCGCGCCGUCCACUCCAGCUACCCGUCCUCCAUCGCCACGCUCCUCGGCGCGCGCUCCCUGCUCCUCACCCGCGGCGCCGCGCACAAGCGGCUCCACUCCCUCACCCUCACCCGCCUCGGCCGCCCCGCGUCGCCGCCCCUCCUCGCGCACAUCGACCGCCUCGUGCUCGCCACCAUGCGCCAGUGGGAGCCCGCCGCCACCGUCCGCCUCAUGGACGAGGCCAAGAAGAUCACCUUCAACCUCACCGUCAAGCAGCUCGUCAGCAUCGAGCCGGGACCGUGGACCGAGAGCCUCCGCCGCGAGUACGUCAAGCUCAUCGACGGCUUCUUCUCCAUCCCCUUUCCUCUCGCCUACUUCCUCCCUUUUACCACCUACGGCCAGGCCCUCAAGGCGAGGAAGAAGGUGGCCGGUGCACUGCGGGAGGUGAUAAAGAAGAGGAUGGAGGAGAAAGCGGAGAAUGGUGGCUCCAUUGGGGAUGAUGAGGGGAAGAAGGAGAAGAAGGACAUGGUGGAGGAGCUUCUUCAGGCGGAGGGUGGCAGCUUCUCGGAGGAAGAGAUGGUGGAUUUCUGCCUUUCUCUGCUGGUGGCUGGGUAUGAGACUACGUCCGUGCUCAUGACGCUCGCGGUCAAGUUCCUCACUGAGACGCCUGCUGCGCUAGCUGAGCUCAAGGAAGAGCAUGCCAAUAUCAGGGAUAUGAAAGGGAAAAACCAACCAUUAGAGUGGAGCGAUUACAAGUCCAUGCCAUUUACUCAAUGUGUGAUAAAUGAGACACUCCGUGUGGGUAACAUUAUUAGUGGAGUAUUCAGGCGAGCAAACACUGAUAUUCAUUAUAAAGAUUACACAAUUCCAAAGGGAUGCAAGAUUUUUGCUUCAUUCCGAGCUGUGCACCUUAAUAAUGAACACUACGAGAAUGCUCGGACAUUUAACCCUUGGAGAUGGCAGAUCAACAAUAAACUUCAGAAUGCGGUAGGGGCCAAUAUAUUUACUCCAUUUGGUGGUGGACCUCGGUUGUGUCCUGGCUAUGAGCUUGCCCGGGUUGUCGUUUCUAUCUUCCUCCAUCAUCUUGUAACGCGCUUUAGCUGGGAAGAAACCGAAGAAGAUAGACUUGUCUUCUUCCCCACCACACGAACUCUCAAAGGAUACCCUAUCAAUCUUCGGCUGCUUUCAGAAUCAAUUUGCUGACGUUAGAUUGUUUUGCAGCUGCUCUUAUCUUGGAAGAAAGACUAAACAUAGAUAAAUUUAUAGAAAAAUAGUUCUCGCAUAGGUAGUGCAUUUCCCUCUUUUUUGUUGAUCUGUAACCUGGUAUGUAAACAGUAGGCAGCAGAGUUGUGCUGCUUGUAAAAUGACCUAAAAUGCUGUGGAUACCGGUUACAAGCAACAUUUUGUUGUGUACUAGUAGUACUUAGCUAGUCCUAUCAUCUUGUCGUUUAUAUGGCUAUCCCCUACAGUAUCAUCAGCAAGAUGCUGUUCUAUGAGCAACGGGGAAAGGUCACAUUCCGUUUCCUCGUUCCACUGUGUUUGGGUGGCAGUCUUUGUCAUACCACUAUCAUAAACUGUUAGCCCAAAAUCACUCGGUAUCAAUCUUGAACUGUUAGUGAUUUUUUUUGCUA
Molecule: messenger RNA, 2124 nt
Organism: Oryza sativa Japonica Group (Japanese rice)
Lineage: Eukaryota; Viridiplantae; Streptophyta; Magnoliopsida; Poales; Poaceae
Source: RefSeq, a predicted model, not a curated record